Molecule: messenger RNA, 1429 nt
Organism: Galleria mellonella (greater wax moth)
Lineage: Eukaryota; Metazoa; Arthropoda; Insecta; Lepidoptera; Pyralidae
Gene: eIF3m
Product: eukaryotic translation initiation factor 3 subunit M
Exons: 7
Coding region: 136-1296 (386 amino acids)
Biological process (GO): cytoplasmic translational initiation
Cellular component (GO): eukaryotic translation initiation factor 3 complex; cytoplasm
Molecular function (GO): translation initiation factor activity
Source: RefSeq, a predicted model, not a curated record
UCUAUCUUUCUUUGUCACUGCUGAUAUGACACGGUUUUAUGUUUUUGUUGGUUUGCCACAUUAGUGAAUUAGUAUUUUAAUUUCCAGUAUAAACUAUUUAAUUACGAAGAUAAUUGAAACGGAUAUUUGUUUACAAUGCAGGGUCCAGCUGUCUUUAUGGAUAUAUCGCUUGAGGAUCAAGCGCAAGAACUCCGAAAGUAUUUUAAAAGCCUAGGAGCUGAGAUUUCCGAGGAGAAGUCUCCAAAAGGUAUAGAGGAUGAUUUACACAAGAUUGUUGGUGUAUGUGAUGUAUGUUUUAAAGAACCAAAUGAAUCAGAAAUCGAAGCUAUUCUCAAUAGCAUUGUUUCCAUAAUGGUGUCUAUACCUUUGGAAAGAGGGGAGAAUCUUAUCUUAGCUUUUAGUCAAAGGCUUACAAAAGCUCCUGGUCCUAAACUAGGAAUGGUGUCAUUGCAAUCGUUGUGGCGUUUGUACAACAAUUUGGAGGAAAAUUCUCCACUCCGUUACCAUGUGUACUACCAUGUGAUUGAGCUGGCAGCCCGUGUGGGCUCAGUGAGAGAAGUGUUUACAGGAGUUGAUCAAUUGAGGAAAGAGUUUGCUACCUGCCCACCAUCAAAUGAACAGAUGCAGAAGUUGUACAGAUUGCUUCAUCAAGUACUAAAAGACCAAAACAGUGAACUAGCAGCAAAGGUGAUGAUUGAGCUGUUAGGGACAUAUACUGAUGAGAAUGCUUCAUAUGCCAGAGAGGAUGCCAUUAAGUGUAUAGUUACUGCACUUGCUGAUCCCAACACAUACCUGUUGGACCCUCUGCUAUCACUCAAGCCUGUCAGAUUUCUUGAGGGAGAGCUUAUUCAUGAUCUUCUUAACAUCUUUGUAUCGGAAAAAUUGUCAAGUUAUCAAACCUUUUAUAAAAAUCAUAAGGAAUUUGUACAUUCACAAGGAUUAAAUCACGAGCAGAAUAUUAAAAAAAUGAGAAUACUGUCCUUUAUGCAGAUGGCUGAAUCAAACCCUGAAAUUUCUUUUGAUGAAAUAAUUUCGGAACUUCAAAUCGAAGAAAAAGAUGUGGAAGCAUUUAUAAUUGAAGUGUUGAAAACGCGGCUGGUUCGCGCUAGAAUGGAUCAAGCGGCGCGGACUGUGCGAGUGGCGAGCACGAUGCACCGCACGUUCGGUCGCGCGCAGUGGCUGGCGCUGCGCACCGUGCUGCAAGCCUGGCGCGCUAACGUCCAGCAGGCGCACGAGGCCAUGAAGUCCGUCGCCACCGCGCAGCUCGAGUACGCCAACCAACAACCGAAAGCCUAGUGCUCCUACUGGCACCAUUGAACACUGAACCAUCACGUUCGUGUCCGUUGGUAUCGUGUAAUUUAUUAGUCACAAACCGGACUCCAUCAACAUAGUUGUGACUAUAUCUAUAAUAAUAUACGUGUACUAAAAA